Molecule: messenger RNA, 939 nt
Organism: Clavispora lusitaniae ATCC 42720
Lineage: Eukaryota; Fungi; Ascomycota; Pichiomycetes; Serinales; Metschnikowiaceae
Biological process (GO): endoplasmic reticulum unfolded protein response
Cellular component (GO): Hrd1p ubiquitin ligase ERAD-L complex; endoplasmic reticulum membrane
Molecular function (GO): ubiquitin-specific protease binding; misfolded protein binding
Source: RefSeq, a predicted model, not a curated record
AUGGAUAACUUCUUUCAAGCUGCGGUAAACAUUCCGCCCAACACAUGCAUUUGGCUUGGUCUAAUAUGCGCACUGUCGCUAGCUACCAGCAACCAGCUUAUACCACAAGCAAAGUUGGUUUUCGUUCGAAACAAGAUGUGGGACGAGCCUUGGCGAAUUAUAACGCUGUUUGUUUAUUUUGGCAACACCCUGUGGAAUCUAGUGCAGAUGGUCAUUCUGAUAUCACGAUACCUGUCGUUGUUUGAGACAAACUACAUGCUCCAUCCGAGCGUGAUACCCAAACCACUUUCGGCCAGGCUCGAUACACAGCUGCGGGAAAACUUGCGGAAGGCAAUGCAUUCGCUUCACUACUUUGACUACAGUUACUUUGUCGUUAUUCUUCUGGCUGCCCUAUUUGCAGCUGUAUGCGUGGUGGAAAAAACCUUGCCUGUGCAAAUUUUCAUAUUGGGACCCAUGUUGAACCGGUGUAUCAUCUACAUCUAUUGCCGAAUGUAUCCCAACGAGAACUUUUUCUAUUUUGGCUUCCCAAUGCGGGCACGUUACAGCCCAUGGAUAUCAGCCAUGUUCGAUUUACUCAUGGCCUCAGACUACGAUACAUGGCUCAAAUUCCGGUACGGAGGUUUUUACGUUGCCGCUACACUGUUCCUAACUUCGGAAUACUUUUGCUCCACCGCCAUUUCCUUCAUUGUUGGUCACAUAUUGUGGUUCCUCCAGUAUUUCCUCAUGCGCGACGUUUACGGUGCUUGGGUAUCACAAUUUGACAAGUAUACCCACAAUUCUUCGGUUAUAAAAACUUGCAUAGACGAUUCUCCGAGAGUGUUGUUGCAGCUUCUUUUCACCCCACCAUGGUACUACUACGUGAUGUUUCAGAUUUUGAGGGACCAGAGACAAAGACAGCGAACCGAGCAGGUCUCGAAUACCGAUAAUGGAGCACAGUGA